This is a messenger RNA of Protopolystoma xenopodis, 651 nucleotides long. The record is from the annotation of a GenBank genome assembly. Lineage: Eukaryota; Metazoa; Platyhelminthes; Monogenea; Polystomatidea; Polystomatidae.
AUGGCUGAUAUCGGCGAUGUUCCUAGUCAGGGCGUCGGUGUAGAUGAAGCAGAAGUCUGCACAGGCAUCUCAACAGUCACACCUUCCGGCUAUGCUGGUAGCAGUUGCUAUCGUGAUGGAUCUUCACGACAGCCAGUGCAUUUAGAUCGUCGAACAGAAUAUCUUAAUAACUUCCAUAAGUCAACCAUUCAAAACUAUUCACAGUACCAACAUCUUCAUCACCACUCAGGUGGAAUGUUUAGCCCUCGUGUCUGUCCUCCGGGCGUCGACUACGGCCGCCACUACCCAAUCUCAUACUUACGGCUAGCCGAGCAUGGCUUAACUGCGGCGAUGAGCACUGAAGAGCUAUUGUUGGGUCCUUCACCACCAGCGCCACCGCCGCCCAGUGGUCAUCUAUUUCAUUUCCCUUUUUCUAGUUCCUUUGCAACUUCGGCCGUCACCCCUACGUCGACGGCAAGGUCUGGGCGACUUUCUCGACGUGAUGUAGCUCUAGAGACUGGCGCAUCUGCGACCGCAGUAGUGGAUGGCUUUGUGAAUGGUCAGGCUGGAGUCCAUCAGCAUAGUCAUCAUCAUUCACUUCCCCCUGCUCGGUGCUAUGAAUUUCGGGUUAAGUUCAUUUUCAUGCGAUGUUUCAUUAAAGUGCUUUUGUGA